AUGGGUAAAUCGAAGGGUGAUAGUGCUGGGGAUAAAGGGAAAAAGAUAAGCGUGCAGAAGAGAGGGGGAAAUAACAGGAAGGAUUCCCACCCUAAAAUCCUUACCAGUGGUUAUGAGUGGGUGAGGGGAGAUGUAGGAAAAUAUGAGAAAAUCAUGGGGAAGAGUAAGUGGCGCGAAUUGAAGGGAAAAUUUAACAUAGAAGAAAUCCCAGAUGUAGCUGUUCCGAAGCAGAAAGUGAAGAAGCAAAAGAUAGAGGUUGAAAAGGUUGUUGACCAUGUCGGUAAUACUAGUAUGCCAAGGAAAGAAAUGGUGGAAGGAAUGAAAAACCUGGAGAAUGUAAUCGAUCUGGAGAAAGAAGACACUCUCCAGAGGCAAAGUGAGAAAAAUCCUGAUAAUGAGGGGGCAAAAAAGAAGUCGGCGAGUGUACAGGUUUCGGAAUCCUCAGAAAGUUUAGUGGCAAAUUUGGAGGCAUCAAUCGCUCAACUCGGCUUCAACUCUCCAAUUCCACAAGGGAAGUCGUCCCAAUCAGGGUUGAAAAACCGUCCGAGGUCAUUGCAUCAAAGAUAUGACACGGAGAAUCCUUUGGCUCGGUUGGAUCAUGAAGAUCCGGCCUAUAUUGCGGAUAAAGCGUUGAUUGAGAAGGUUGGACCUGUUCAAGGUCUGGAUUCUGUGCAAGUGUUUCUACAAAGAUCUAUUGCCGUGGUAGAUCAUUGGAAGAAAAGGUGGGAUAAAAAUGCCUCUAUGAUGUCUAAGUUGAGAGCUGAAAAUGCCCAGGUUGGUGCAUUGAAUGCUGAGGUGAGUAACUUGAAGAAGAAGUUAGAGGAAAGCUCAAAGGCGUUUGAGAUUUCUAUGAGAUCAAACAAGACAUAUGCAGCUAAGGUAGAUGAUCUUUUGAAGAAGACUAGUGCGUUAGAGAAAGAGAAGGAAAUUCAAGCCGAGACUGUGAAGGCAUUAGAAAAGAAAGCUCAGGACCAUGAGGGAAAUGUGCAGAGUCUGAAAGAUGAGAUGGUGGAGCUCUAUAAGAAAAAUAAAGCUUGUCAAGAAGUAAUUGCCGACAACGUAAGGAAAAUUCAAGAAAUAGAGAAUGAGAACAAGAAAUUGAAGAAAGAGAUAGAGGCUACCGAGUAUGAAGUAGUUGCUGAACAUAAGAAGGGGUUUGCUAAAGCCCUAUGGCAGGUGAAGUGUGUUGCUCCAAAUACUGAUUUGACGAGAGUUCAUGUUAGCAAAGAUGUCUUCAAGGGGAAAUUGGUGAAUGAGGAUGACAUCCCGGAUGACAUUAGCAGUGAAGAAAACAAUGAAUAA
Cajanus cajan (pigeon pea) is the source of this 1302-nucleotide messenger RNA. The record is from RefSeq and is a predicted model, not a curated record. NCBI's taxonomy places the organism in Eukaryota, Viridiplantae, Streptophyta, Magnoliopsida, Fabales, Fabaceae.